AUAUAAUAUCACCGAGGGUUAAUAAAUCCAAUAACCUAUGUUUACCUAUUGUAUAUAUGUUUUAUUAUAUACCCAAAAGAGAUUGUUAUAAUUAAUAUUACUUAUUUUGUUUUGUGUUUGUUUUGUUUUCGUUUCAUUUUAUAGUGUAGAUCGAAACAUUUUUUUGUGAAAUCGACAUAAAAAGAAUUUUCUCGACAAAAACGUUCCCGCCAUUUCACGUGUUUGGAAAUCGACCAAUCAGAAAACGGACCACUAAGAAACAACCAAUCACAGUUAAUUACGAUAAAAAUUAAUGAGGCGGAAAGGAUAAAAUCAAAACAUGCGUUUACGAAUGUUUUGUCAAAACUAUUGUUACGUCACAAGCAUUGAAUAAUACGGGUGGAAUACGAUUAUUUAUUCAAUGGCUGUUUUUGCUUACGGGUAUAUAAUAAUAUAACAUAUUCAACGUUUUCAGGUUUUGUCAUAAAUUUUUUACUAUUUUGACGUCGUAAGAAGUGAAUAAACUUAAAUAUUUAGGAAAAGUCCUACGGUAUAUUCGCUAUGCAAAAUUCCUUACUACAUACCUUAUAUGUUGGCCACUUAACCUACUAAAUUAGGAAAAUGACGUAGAAAAACCUUGCAGGUGCAUUUAUGAAACUUUUUUAAGCAAGACUUAAAGGGACGAGUUAAACAAUCAGUUGUAGUGUUUGUCUUUUUAUGGUUACAUAGCUUUGUCGUUUGCUGUUAACGUUCCAUUUGCAGAUACAUAACGUUUAUAACAGUUAUCUGAAAGGAACAGAUUUUCUUAAUAGAAAGUUAUUCUUCCUUCGUUGCGCAACUAUCUAUUCAUGUUGGUUUAAGUUUAAUAAAAAAGUUUUAAAAAAUUAAUUUAGAUAUAAUUUAUUAUGUUUAAUACUUUGUUAUAUUCAAAUAAAUGAUGGAUAAAAAAAUUCAAAAGAAGACGAAAGGAUUAAGAAUGAAAAAAACAGUUUUUUUAUUUUUGGAGUUUUGACAGAAGGUGUCAGGAUGGAUGACCAAAUAAUUUAAACCAGAUGUAAUGUAGUUUUUUUUCUCAAAUUCAUUUAGAAAUAAAAACAGGAUGAAACAGGAUAAUGGAAAAAAAACAUUUUCAACUAUCGAAAUGCUGAGAAAAAUUUUUAUUUUCGUGGUCAUCGCUCUCCUGUUUAUUGUGGUCAUCUACCAGGUGGAUUUUUUAAGCCUUAAAAAACUAACAAUUGUAGAGAAAGAGGAAACAGCAGAAGGAAUGUAUGAAGAGCAAAAAAGAUCGGAAAAACAAGUAAAGAAAAUUAAUAAAAACAACACGAAAUGUUAUAAAAAUAUAUUUAAAAAUACACUUAUAGUGAUGAAUUUUAAUUAUGCGUUUUAUGGGAACAACAAAAUAUUACAUGAGUUAUAUGAUAAUGUAUUUGGGAAAAUUUUAACUUGUGGACCAGCUCCUGAUGAUUCAGCAAGUCAAGGCCCAGAUAUAUUGUACAAAGAGGAGAAGAUAUGGUAUUUCAGAUAUCGAUGUUUGACGAAAGCGAUACGAAAGUAUCCAGGAUACGAUGGAUAUAUUUACAGUAAUGAUGAUCUUAUUGUGAAUUGGUGGAAUUUACUAAAACUUGAUCGAAAGAAAGUAUGGCAGAGCGGUAUCGUUGACUGGAGACAAAAGGCGUAUGGUAAAAUUGUUAACAAUGCUUGGAUGUGGUGGACGUAUGAUAUGGGACUUAAAGCAUGUCAGAAAUAUUAUGAGGAAUUAAAACGACUUGCUGAAAGUAACCCAAAGGAAUAUAAGAAAUAUCUAGAUACUUAUUUAGCAAAUAGCAAAGGUGAACCAAGAUGUGCCAAAGGCUGGUCGGAUAUGUUUUAUGUUCCAGGAAGAUUUGCCCAAGGUUACGCAAAACUGUCCGACAUUGCAUACAAGAAUAAACUUUUUUUAGAAAUAGCUGGAAAUAAUCUGAUACGUACUUUGGAUAAAUUAGAAAAUUUCGAAUAUCUUAAUGGAACUUAUCUUCCCGACUUAUUCGUAGGCGAUCAUUCCGCAGAUGGAUUUAAAAAAGUUUACAAUAAAAGAAUGACUUUUCUUCAUCCAGUAAAAUUAAAUUCAAAAACAGAUAAAGAUCAAAUACAAACAAUUAUACGAAAUGAAAUUGUUAGUUAUAAAAAAUCAUUAACUGAAUGUUAGUUUAUUAAAUUACACACGUACUUUUUACAGGAAACAUACUUUCUGAACUUUCCUAGGUGUUGUUUAAACUUGGAGGACUUUUUUAAAAACAUCUAGCCACUAUUUUGUAACUGAAAUAUACUUUUAAGAAAGGAUCCUAUUCCUCAUAUACUUAUUCUUUUCAUUUUUCAAUGUUUUCUUAAAAAAUAAAAGCGUGUAUUGAAAUAUUUAUAAAUUAUUGUUAGUUUUAAUAAAUUGUCAGAAAAUUUUAGGGGAUUAUUAUGAAGAUUAUCGGAAAGUUGUUUAAAGAUUUUUUGUCUUUUUUAUCUGGCUUUAUCAUUCUUCACUUCCAGUUUUCCAACAAACCUUUCCAACAAAUCGAAUAUUUCUUAUUAUUUUUAUUAUUUUUAUUUUAAUAUUUUCAAUUCCCAUAUUUUUACCGACCCUCUUAUCGCUACUACCUCUUACCUCCCUUAGAUAAGUCAAAAACACUCAAGAGCUUUUUAACAAUGCUAAAAACACAAGACUUAUCUCUAGAAGUUAUAUUUUUCAGCCAACACAAAAAUGAGUACAUCGUAAAGAAAAACGUCGUUGAGAUCUCGUGACUAAAAUAUAACAAAUCACAUUAUAAUAACAAAAAUGCCGAAUGUUCUAGAAUAAUCGAAUGUGUUACGUGAUUUUCCACAGAUGCUUAAACAUAUUUACUGCAACUAAAAUAUAAUCUUUCUUGUUUAGCCUUUUCCACAUUUCAUUUUUUUGAUAUUACAAACAACAAAUCAAUCACUUGCUUCUAAAUUUACUCGAACGCAUCAGAAUAAUCGAGUUUAAAAAAGAAUUGGAAUAAAGAGUCAACAUGGACCAACUGCGAAGAUGAUACAAAGCGCUGGAUGCUUUCACGAUGCCAAACCAUUCCAAAAUGAUAGUUACUAACUGUGGAAUAUUACAAAAGGAUAAACAAAAGAAUAUAUGAAUUACCGUUAUAGUUAGUCUUCUACUUGUUCGCUCGCUGUAUUGUCGACUACUGUUCAUUCUCUUUGAAAGGAUCUUAACGUAAAGGUACAUUUUUAAAUUCAAAGUUAAUACGACUAGGAAUAUCAUAAUCUCUAAUAUUAUUUGAACAAAUUCAAAUGGUGUUGGCCAUCGAUCUUCUUUAUAGAUUCCCAUGUAGAUAACGGUGGAGUUUACUUCCUUGUAUACUGUCCAGCCAAGAAAAACACCCAUACAAGUUGUUGUAAAAAGCAGAACAAAUAAGAAUGGAUAUGCGUAAGCGUUUUUAAUAUACCUCCUGUGGAAGGCCGGCCAUAUAAUAACAAAGUAUCUCUCACACGAAAUUACAACCGUCAUUGACCAGGAAAAUGCAAAAGGGAAAAUAGUGACGCUUGUCAUGAUUGGAUACAAUGUGCAUAAAAUAACUUGUGAAAUAUCAUAAAAAUGUAAAGAAUAGAACGGAACUGAUAUUAAUCCAACUAGUAAAUCACUAAUGCUAAGGACUAGAAACUCGUUGUCUAUUCUAUGUCGAUGUUUUUUCUUUAAUAGUAUGGCCACGACAUAGAAAUUAAAGAUAACUAUGAAUACGGCAAGUAAAGGAAAGCAAAUUCGAAACAAGUGUUUCUCAGUAUUACCAACAAAAAUAUCUUCAUAGUUCUUGGAUUUCCAAUACUCACACGAAGUUAGAUUACUAUGCAAAGAUACACUCAUCGCACUUGACAUGUGAUAUGUUUUUUUGUUUUUAUUUGAAACGCAAGUAUUAUAAGCACACUUGUUUUCUUUUAGCAAUAGCGACAAAAUAUUGUCCAGUAUUGGUAAUUUUUUCUUUUUGAAAGUAGUUUUUGGUUAACCACAAUUGUUGCAAAAAUUAAAAUCUAAUAUUUCAACAUUAAAAAGAUAUACAAACUUUAUAUAAUUGAGGAGCCCGAAACAAUAGCAAAAUAUGGAAAAACAUUUCUUCUCAAGGAACAGGUGCAUGUUGAUAAUUCCAUCACGAACGAUAGAUUUCGGGUUUUCUAAUAGCAUUUUUUUUUUUUUUAUUACGCUUGUUCGUUUGCAAGCCUGUUACAAAAUUGGUUGUAUUUUUAUUUCAAAUAUACAUCCCCUAUCUUUCAGAAGAUAUAUACUUAUGUGACUUUUAAAUGUCAAAAAAAUCGAUUAUUUUCGUAGGUUUUAUAUGGCUUGUUUUUUUAUUAUGAUGAACACCGGAAUUUUUGCUCACCUGAGUAAGGGCGAAUCUCCACGGGACGAUUUUUACGACGAUCGUCAUCAAUA
Hydractinia symbiolongicarpus is the source of this 4405-nucleotide messenger RNA. RefSeq lists its product as uncharacterized. The record is from RefSeq and is a predicted model, not a curated record. Bases 1079 to 2164 code for a protein of 361 amino acids. NCBI's taxonomy places the organism in Eukaryota, Metazoa, Cnidaria, Hydrozoa, Anthoathecata, Hydractiniidae. The transcript has 2 exons.